AAAAUGGUGAAUGAUAGUUAUAGCUCCCUAGUGGUGGCAGGCUCGGCGACCUCUGAGGGUCGGUUCAAUGGUAGCAUUCUACCAACAACGACCUCCUUUACUUCCGGUAUGACUCCGGAGGAAGAGGAAGAGAUAGAAAUGAUAGUUUCGCGAAUUGUUCCGAUCUUUUUUGGGCUCAUCGGAAUAACGGGUCUGCUGGGCAAUGCACUGGUUGUGUUGGUAGUGAUUUCCAACCCGUUGAUGAGAUCGACGACCAAUCUUCUGAUCAUCAAUUUGGCCAUAGCGGAUCUGUUGUUUGUGAUAUUUUGCAUACCGUUCACCGCAACUGACUACGUCCUAUCGUCCUGGCCGUUCGGCGAUCUGUGGUGCAAAAGUGUCCAGUAUCUGAUUGUUGUGACGGCACACGCCAGCAUCUACACGCUAGUUCUAAUGUCAUUGGAUCGGUUCCUGGCGGUGGUGCAUCCGAUCGCCAGUAUGGUGAUUCGGACGGAGAAAAACACGAUCUGGGCCAUCACGAUACUAUGGGUGGUAAUCAUCACGACGGCACUUCCGGUUUCAUUCGCACACGGAGUCAAUAAAAUCCAGUACCGGGACCGGGACCUGGCCUCCUGUACGUUCCUCGAGAACGAACAAUUCUCCCGCGUUGCCUUCCAUAUCGCGUUCUUCUCCAGCUCCUAUCUGGUGCCGUUGGUGUUGAUUAGCGUCCUCUAUAUGUGCAUGCUGUCCCGGCUGUGGCGGACUUCGGUCGGUGGGCGGUCAGCCGAAUCGAAAAAAAGCAAAAAACGCGUCACCCGACUGGUGGUGGUCGUCGUGACGGCUUUCGCCUCGCUAUGGUUCCCCAUACAGGUCAUACUGGUGUUGAAGAGCGUGGGAGUGUUCGUGUCAGAUUCGUACUUUAAGAUAUCGCUGCAGAUUAUAUCGCAUGUGUUGGCGUACACGAGCUCCUGUAUUAAUCCGCUGCUGUACGCCUUUCUGUCGGAAAAUUUCCGGAAGGCUUUUCGCAAGGUCGUCUACUGUGGACCGAGCAGCCGGUGGCAGGACAACACCAGGCACAUGCCACUGCCUACGAAAACGACACGCACCGGUAGCUGCCAAGGGCAGGACAUUUUAUAACCGGAA
This is a messenger RNA of Sabethes cyaneus, 1119 nucleotides long. Its product is annotated as allatostatin-A receptor-like. The record is from RefSeq and is a predicted model, not a curated record. The transcript has 4 exons. Gene Ontology annotation, biological process: G protein-coupled receptor signaling pathway. The coding region runs from base 4 to 1113 and encodes 369 amino acids. Gene Ontology annotation, molecular function: G protein-coupled receptor activity. Gene Ontology annotation, cellular component: membrane. NCBI's taxonomy places the organism in Eukaryota, Metazoa, Arthropoda, Insecta, Diptera, Culicidae.